AUGUUUCCCGACAUCGUCCGGCCUUCUCGCGGUUUAGAGCUAAACAUGGACGCCAUGGACGCGACGUCUCCACACAAGCGGCGCCGCACCGCUCAGGACUGCGUGGUGCUCGACGUCGGCGGGACUCUCUUCAAGUCAACCAUCUCCACGCUGACGAGCUCGUGCACAUACUUUGCCUCGCUCUUCUCCCACGAGUGGGCUCCGGCCAGCGAAUCGCGAGAGAUAUACCUCGACCGCGACCCGGAUGCCUUCAAAGUGCUGCUCUCGUGCCUCCGCAACCACGUGGCGCUGCUGCCGGAGACCGAUCCCGACCUCUGCAAGCGAGUGCUGCUCGAGGCGGAGUUCUUCGGCGUCGAGUGGCUGCUGCGGGACGUCAAGCACCAGACCCUCCGCCACGAGCCCUACUCUGCCGGCGAGCGAGGCCGCUACUCUGGCUGGGACCCGUCCGCCAGCACCGACGUGCUCAAGGACCCGGCCCGGGCGGCGCAAAAGUUCGACGAGCUCUUCGGCGGGCUGCGCGUCUUGCCGUCGCGCUUCUUCCGGAAGGCGGACCCGUACGGCGCGCAGGCCAAGGUCCGCCACCUCGUGCCUGCGCCGCUCGGCGACCGCGUCGUCUUCAGCGACUCAACCGGCACCGACGUGGCGAGCGCUCGGCCGAUCGCCUACGCAUUGGUGGAGGAGCCGAGCGGCAACCAGUACAUGGACGCGGUGAUCGCCUCGCGCCACCCGCCCGUGCGGGGGCGGGCCGGCGAGCUAAACUUGCACAACAGCAACUUCCUCGACUACGACGAGCAGAUGGUGCUCGCGACCGCCUUUGUGGAUCAGCGGGCGGACUGGAGCGACCACAACUGGGGCAUUGUGCAGGGCGCGAGCGAGGGCGGCCACCACGCGUCCCGACCAGCGCUCGAGGGGGACAUGCCAGGCCUCGUGGAGAUGGUCGACUAG
This is a messenger RNA of Emiliania huxleyi CCMP1516, 945 nucleotides long. RefSeq lists its product as hypothetical. The record is from RefSeq and is a predicted model, not a curated record. The transcript has 2 exons. Gene Ontology annotation, biological process: protein homooligomerization. Lineage: Eukaryota; Haptophyta; Isochrysidales; Noelaerhabdaceae. Bases 1 to 945 code for a protein of 314 amino acids. Gene Ontology annotation, molecular function: protein binding.